Melozone crissalis (California towhee) is the source of this 1023-nucleotide messenger RNA. RefSeq names its product TNF alpha induced protein 8 (gene TNFAIP8). The transcript has 2 exons. The coding region runs from base 39 to 635 and encodes 198 amino acids. Lineage: Eukaryota; Metazoa; Chordata; Aves; Passeriformes; Passerellidae. The record is from RefSeq and is a predicted model, not a curated record. Gene Ontology annotation, cellular component: cytoplasm. Gene Ontology annotation, biological process: regulation of apoptotic process. Gene Ontology annotation, molecular function: cysteine-type endopeptidase inhibitor activity involved in apoptotic process.
UCAGCGUCGGUCCGGUCCGCAGCGCCUCGCCCGGCACCAUGAGCUCGGAAGCCGAUGAGCCCAAGGAAGUGGCCACAGAUGUCUUCAACUCCAAAAGUCUGGCCAUUCAGGCCCAGAAGAAGAUCCUUGGAAAAAUGGUUUCCAAAUCAAUAGCAACUACUUUGAUUGAUGAUACAAGCAGUGAUGUUUUAGAUGAGCUUUACAGAGUAACAAAGGAAUAUACACAAAAUAAAAAAGAAGCAGAGAAGAUAAUCAAAAACCUCAUUAAAAUAGUCCUCAAAUUGGCAAUUCUCUACAGGAACAACCAAUUUAAUCAAGAUGAAAUAGCCCUGAUGGAGAAAUUCAAGAAGAAGGUUCAUCAGCUGGCUAAGACCGUGGUCAGUUUCCAUCAGGUGGAUUAUACCUUUGACAGGAACUUUUUGUCCAAACUGUUGAAUGAAUGUAGAGAGCUGCUCCAUGAAAUCAUUCAGCGUCACCUAACUGCGAAGUCACACGGACGCGUCAACAAUGUGUUUGAUCACUUCUCUGAUUGUGAAUUUUUGGCUGCCUUGUACAAUCCCUUUGGACCUUAUAAAAUCCAUCUGCAGAAACUUUGUGAUGGGGUCAACAAAAUGCUAGAUGAGGGGAACAUAUAAGUACUUGUAUUAUAGGUGACUGCCUAUCAGUUAUUUGUAGAUGGAACACUGUUGAUUUAUGAAGGAAUAAGGGAGCAUGCAAAGAGGUUUUUUUACAUUAUGACAAAUCUUUCCUAAAUAUCUCUAUUAAUUGAUUUCUUACUUUGCGCUAUCUGUUGCUAUUCAGAGUCCAUCUGGAAGAAAAACUGCACGUGACUUUUUUACUGUGCUUUGCCUAUGGAAACAGCUCGAUAAAGACAAUCAAACAGAAUGGUUCAAGUAGAGUAAGAGUCUUGCAAGAUAGAUAUACAAACCAAAACAAUACACUGUCAGACAAUCUGCAUCUUUCAUAGAUUUACAGAAUUAAUUCUCAAUUAUCAGAAUCCAGUAAUGUUGGUAACAGACUAUC